AUGAUGCCUGGCCAGCGACUGCAAGGCUGCCGCUCCCUGCACUUCAACGAGGACAACGGCCGCUUCGUGCUGCUCGCCGUCCUCAUCAUACUGUACCUGCUGUGCGGCGCUGCGGUCUUCUCGGCCAUAGAGAGGCCCUCGGAGCUGCGGGCUCACGGCCGCUGGAACGGGACGCUCCUCAACUUCAGCGAGACCUUCAACAUCAGCCUGCAAGACCUCAACUCCUUCCUGCGGGAGUACGAGGCUGCCAUCGCCGCCGGGAUCCGGGCUGAUGCUCUGAGGCCACGAUGGGAUUUUACAGGGGCUUUUUAUUUUGUUGGAACUGUGGUGUCGACUAUAGGUUUUGGGAUGACAACACCUGUGACAGUUGCAGGCAAGGUGUUCCUGAUCUUUUAUGGGCUUCUGGGCUGUGCUGCCACCAUCCUCUUCUUUAACCUUUUCCUGGAGCGCAUCAUCACACUGCUGGCCGUGGUGAUGAAAGCUGUGAGGGAGCGGCGAAUCAGGAACAGUGGUAUCCUUCCACCAGGCAUCCGCCAUGAUUUCUCAGCCUACUCCCUCCCAGGCUGGAAGCCGUCUGUGUACCAUGUGAUGCUGAUUCUCGGCCUGUCAGCCAUCACUAUCUCCUGCUGUGCAUCAGCCAUGUACACCCCCGUGGAGGGUUGGGCGUACUUGGACUCGCUCUACUUCUGCUUUGUCACCUUCAGCACCAUCGGCUUUGGGGACUUCGUCAGCAGCCAGACCGCGGCUUACGAAUACCAAAGCCUCUACAGGGUCGCCAACUUCCUCUUCAUGCUAAUGGGUGUGUGCUGCAUCUACUCGCUCUUUAACGUCAUCUCUAUUGUCAUCAAGCAGGUGCUCAACUGGAUGCUGGAGAAAAUGAGCUGCUUGUUUUGCCAGCGCUGCAAUAAGGCCAACGCCUUCCUGGGCAGACGCAAUGCCAUCCGCCCGGGCUCCAAGCGUCGCAAGGGUCGGCUUGGCAAGCCGCCCGACUCUGAUGGACCUUGUGACAGUGACACUGAGGGGCGCAGACUAUCGGGGGAGAUGAUCUCUAUGAAAGACCUGGCAGCCUCCAACAAGGUGUCGCUGGCCCUCAUGCAGAAGCAGCUGUCUGAGUCGGCCAACGGAUAUCCCAGGACAGUCUGUGGCAGCUCACGCCAUAAUGGUUUCUCUGGGGGGGUUGGUGCCCUCGGUAUCAUGAACAACAGGCUGGCAGAGACAAGUAACUCCAGGUAGAGGGUAGAGGACCUUGUGAGAUA
Molecule: messenger RNA, 1256 nt
Organism: Seriola dumerili (greater amberjack)
Lineage: Eukaryota; Metazoa; Chordata; Actinopteri; Carangiformes; Carangidae
Gene: kcnk12
Product: potassium two pore domain channel subfamily K member 12
Exons: 2
Coding region: 1-1233 (410 amino acids)
Biological process (GO): potassium ion transmembrane transport; stabilization of membrane potential
Cellular component (GO): membrane
Molecular function (GO): potassium ion leak channel activity
Source: RefSeq, a predicted model, not a curated record